Notodromas monacha is the source of this 2596-nucleotide messenger RNA. NCBI's taxonomy places the organism in Eukaryota, Metazoa, Arthropoda, Ostracoda, Podocopida, Cyprididae. The record is from the annotation of a GenBank genome assembly.
GUCUGUACUCAGGUUCCUGCAGCCCGUCCUCCGGGUUUUUUCUAUUUUAUUUAAUCUUCUCAACUCGUGGAAGAGUUGGUUGUUUCCACAAAGACUUCCACACGAUGGUUCCUUUUGUACCGGAGCUGCUGCAAGUGCGGCCAACUGCAGUUUCUUGACACAUGCUCAACUGUUUAGCAUUUGUGGUUUCAUUUUCUGGCUAUUAUUUCUUGUGAGGAAAAAGAAUCGACUGGGAAGAUAUUGGAAAAAGAAAGAACCAUGACCACGGGAAUCACCAAGAGAUGGUCCUUCAAGGAACGGCGAUUCGUGUCGUUCUUUCUCAUCUACGCGUCCACGUUCAUCCAAGGGAUGGAAAUCGCUGUUGUGCUUCCGACGGCGUGGAAAUAUCUUCGGAGGCUCGGUGUGCAUGACGAAACCUUCCUGGGAUUCUUGAUCUCAAGUGUGUUCUCCGGGUUAUUUGUGGGACACUGUGUGGAUCGAUCGGAGAACACGCGGAAAGUGUUGCUUUACUUGAACUUGUGUCAAAUCUUCGGACAUUGUUUGUACUUCGUGGGAAUGCAUCCCUGGGUUCUUCUCGCUGCUCGUUUCAUGUGUGGUUUUGGGUCAGGAAUCGGAUCGGCUUGCUUCUCGGAACUCGGCCGAGCUUCGAAGGUGUCUGAAAGGACGCUGGUCAUGACUGUGGCCUUCGCUAUGCGGCAAAUCGGCAUCAUGGUGGGCCCCAUGUUCACCCUGGCCCUGCAUCGCGUCGACACUCGGAUCGGGUCUUUCAUCAUUGACGAAGAAUCCAGUGCUGGCCUAGUCAUGGCGUCGUUGUGGACCGUGUUUCAGUGUCUCAUUUUCUUCUUGUACUCGAACGUGGGGCGGGAUUAUCAUCGACAAGGUGUUCGCGUCAGGAACCAACGUCCGUCGUCGAGGAUGAAUUACGGAACGAGUGGAGGUCACGACAGCGACAGGGAAUUGCUCGACAGUGGGUCCGUCGGCAACAACAACGACGGGGCUUGCGAGACGAAAAACGCGGGUUGGUUGACCACCAGUGAGCACGAGCGACGAAUAGACAGGAAACUAGAUGUCGGUGGCUUCACACAGGCCAACCGAGUUCCCAGCAGCAGCGGCGGCGGCAAUAACGAAGCGUCGCCGCUAAUGGGUCUGGUGGCGCCGACCGACAAGCGACUGGGUUAUUUCGACGUGUUGUUUGAUGACCGACUCGUGCCGUUGUUGUUUAUGCAGACCAUCGGGUUCUUUGUCCUGUGUUUAAUUCAGACAAUCAUCCCACCUGCAGUGGAACACUACUUCAAGCAAGGCACCCGUGUCACGAGUCUCAUUUUCAUGGCGGAAGGAGCCCAGGGUCUGUGUGCCUACGUUGCCAUGAUGUUUCUGGCGCCGAAGAUUCAAGACCGAAUCAUCGUCCUCAUUGGCUAUCUCAUGCUUGUCUUGGCCGUGGGUAUCAUGGGUUAUGUGAGUCACGCGUUGUCCUUGGGGCUCGUCGACCCGGCAACCCUCUUCUGGCCCUUUGUCGCUGGCUGCGGGGUCGUGUUUGUUGCCGUGCCCACUCUGUCUGCUGCUGCUGUGUCUCUCGCGUCGAAAGUCGUGCAUCGGAAUGCUCAAGGAAUGGCUCAGGGUUUGCGGAGAACCUCCUUGUUCAUGGGUGUCGUCUUCGGGCCUUUAUGGGGAGGAGCCAUGAUUUAUCAGCCCUUGUUUUUGUACGGGAUGUCCUUCGUUCUGCUCAUCGUUGGCGGCGUGUUAUUCGGAGCAUCAUUUCGCAAGUUGUUCGUCUGUCGCGAAACCUCGAAUGUCGGUCGUCGUCAGGACGCGAGUAUGACCUCUUCUUCGAGCGAAGAUCGUCGAAGAGAAGCUGUUUGAGAUUCUGAAUUUUUAUUUUGAAUGCGUUUGAGAAAAAAAAUUUAAAACUAUUGUAUUUUUGUGUUCGCAAAUCACGACGUGAAGCAGGUUUUGAUCGUCUUGAUGGAUUUCAGUUUUUCGGACAUCGUAUGUUUUUUUUUUGGUUUUUUGUUGUUGUAGAGAGUGUGAAUCGAUUUUUUGUUGUUGAAAUUUUGCUGAAUUCGAAUUCGAGGCCAAUUAUUCGCGCCUACGUUCUUCUGAAUGUUGGGAUAUCAGUGCGAGUUUCGUUGAGUAUUCCGAUGUCUUUCUUUUAUUUUGAAAUCUUGAAACAUCGCAGUGAUGCCAGGGAAAUGAGAGAGUAUGUAAGAAGUAAGCCAAUAAGCAACUAAUUAUCAAGGAAGGCAUUUCUAUUCAGUCCCAUAAUUUUUUUCCGUGAGUGGCUGCAUGAAAUCAAAUGUUCCCACCCCGAAUUAAAAAUGGUGAAGUGGUCAAGAAAUGAAAUAAGCAGGAAAAAAGAGUGAUACAAGUAAAACAGCAGCAACUGGUGAUUAUAGGUCGAAUUUGUUGAUCUUAUUUGUAUAUAGGAAUCGUUUUUGUAUUUCUGUUCUUGAUUCAUGUCUUGGUACACUCGAACAUCCUCUUGUUAUGACGCUGUGCCAAAUCAAAAUGUUCUUUCAAUUUUGGUUUCUGACUUGAGCUUGGUUCCUAUAGGCAACUUUUUUGCUGAAAUAUAUUUGAUAGUUUUGUUAUUCAUUAA